Gallus gallus (chicken) is the source of this 4777-nucleotide messenger RNA. RefSeq names its product enhancer of zeste 2 polycomb repressive complex 2 subunit (gene EZH2). Bases 2275 to 4515 code for a protein of 746 amino acids. The transcript is spliced from 21 exons. Gene Ontology annotation, biological process: chromatin remodeling. Lineage: Eukaryota; Metazoa; Chordata; Aves; Galliformes; Phasianidae. The record is from RefSeq and is a predicted model, not a curated record. Gene Ontology annotation, molecular function: histone H3K27 methyltransferase activity; protein binding.
GGGGGGGGGAAGUGAAGUAUCUUGAAUAUUCUGAAGUAUCAGUUGGGAUCUAUCAACCCAAGGGGCUGCUGAGAGAGUAGUAAGUGAGAGCCUGUUGUCUGGAUGCAUUAAUUCAGACAUUGAACAAUUGUUUCUUGAAGAACUUGCAAAGUUACUACUUUGUUAUGUUCCAAUUGUGGUCUUUAGCUUAGGUUUGAGAGGAGCAGUGCCUCUUAAGUUCUAUAUUUUAAUGUUGAUAAGUUUAUGGAGAAUAUAUAGUAUUAUAGUUAGACUACAUUCUUAAUUAGUGAAGUGCUUUUCUAGUUUUUCUUUUUUUAUUAACAUUUUUAAGAGGAGAAAGUGAAGGUUGUACUGUUAAGUGGAGAAGGCCUCAUUCAAAUAUACAAGCACAACAGGAUUGUAGUGGGAAGAAGUGUGUGAAAUAGCUAGUUGUGGAGUUGUUAAAGGAGACUAUAACAUAAGGGGUGUUUAUGCUAAUUAGGACAACCAGUGAUUGUACACUGAAGUAGAGUUCAGUUUGAUUAAUCUCUUAAGCAUUUUAAUUUAGAAAUUAUUUUUCCCUCUAUAGUACUAGUGUUUUCCAAAUUAUACUUGUAUACUUGAAAUAUCAAGAAUUUUAGAGAGUAGUGGUGAUUGUUUUCAUCUUCUGAAAUGUUAGAUCAGAAUUUAAAAGGUGAUCAAGCUCUAUAGCAUCAGCUGUAAAAGCAGUGUGGUCCUUUGUUUUGAGAUGGCAGGCCCAGUACAGAGUUGUCUUACAUAAUAUUUUAGGUUGGCAGGGAAAUAUGGAGAUUAUCUGAUCUUGUCUCCCUCUUAGACAAGGCCAACACUGAAAUUGCAUCAGGCUAUUCAGUAUCUUUUUCACGCCACUUUUUAAAUGUUUUCAAGAAUGAAGAUUCCAGAAUCUCUCUGUUUAGUGUGUUUCGCUGCUGGGCUAUACUUGAAGUGAAUAAUUUUAUCUCUGUAUUGAAGUGAAAUCCUUGCUGAGAGUUGCUUGUUACCUCUUGUACUCCCAUUUAGCGUAGAUGAGCAUGUCUCAGAAGAAAGGGUGGAACACUACUUCUGUGAUCAUCUGAUUUUAACUCUGAUUUGUGUAAGAAAGCACACUGCUCAUGGAAUUGAAUUUUUUAUGCAUUUGUUGAAAUUCUCAAAAUGACUCUUCCAAUUUUGGUGAGGUCCAGAAAAGUCAAAAGCAUUAUACAUUUGAAAGAUUCUAUUUAGGACGUUAUCUGCUUUUCUUAAAUAUUUUUUCACUUCCUAUUCCUAGUACAAAUCUAAGACUUCAAGAUGAUGGUUCUAUCAACUCUUAAAAAAAAUUACUGUUGAUUUGGGGGGAAGGGGGAAUCAACCCUGUGUGAGGCAGGACUGAACUAUAAAACCCAGGGUCCGCUCCUUAACCUCACUUAAGGCUCUGGCAGUCAAAGGAGAAGCAUCUCUACUUGGAGCUGGCCUCCUCUGGGAGUUUUCUGGUGAGCUGUUAUCCUUGGUAAGGGGUAAGCUCUUCCUUCUUUAUUACUUAGUUAUGACCACUACCUUUCUUGGGUGAUCUGAGAAUGGAUCACUGGCAGUUAUAUCCUCUGCCUUGUACAAGACAAAAAUGUGCAUCUUGAAAACUAAUUACAUAGAAGUAGAUCACCAGAUUAACUCAUUUGAUUGUGCAAAGACUUGAGAGGUAAAACAAGAUUACAUGGUGUGAAUGUGUAUGCUGUAUGUGGCAUGGAAGAGAAGUGUUCUAAUCUAAUGCAGGAGGAUAAGAUGCUCUAGCAGGUUGCUGAUGCUGACAAGAGCAGCUUUACCUUUUUCCCCUACCCCUGGUUGCCCUGGUUCUUCCCUUCUAGUUUGGGUGCUAAUCAGGCCAGUAUGAGUAACUUUGACUCUUUGGUCCACUUGGGAAACUGUAUUUUGAAAGCAGAAUAAGUCUGAUUUAGCUUAACUGAUCACCACACUCAAAUUUACCGUAUUUGCCAUGUAAACUCUGUCUGAGAUGCAAAAGUAUUUACACAGAUGAUGAAAAGAUGUGUGCUGUUUUAAGGUCCUAUUCCUCUUCCCAGUCCUAGCCAAGAAGCCCAUUAGGAUGUAUUUGUCAUCAGCUUCUAAAAGCAAAGUAGGUAAUAUCUUGUCUUACAGUUUCCAUCUCUUGAGCAAUCAAUUACAUUCUUGAAGAAUGUGGAAUCCUGUUAGAGUUGGUCAUGUAUGUUACUAACCCACAUCACUCACAGCCACUGAUGUUCUAAAGAACAAGGAAGAACAAGUGAGCUGUUGAGAGUUAGGUUAGUCAUGGGUCAAACAGGAAAAAAAUCUGAGAAAGGACCAAUUUGUUGGCGAAAACGUGUAAAAUCAGAAUAUAUGAGACUGAGGCAGCUCAAGAGAUUCCGACGUGCAGAUGAAGUAAAGAGUAUGUUUAAUUCUAAUCGUCAGAAGAUACUGGAAAGAACUGAAAUAUUAAACCAAGAAUGGAAACAACGUAGGAUACAGCCUGUACACAUCAUGACUUCUGUGAGCUCUUUGCGCGGGACCAGGGAGUGUUCUGUUACCAGUGACAUAGAUUUUCCAAAACAAGUAAUCCCACUAAAGACUCUCAAUGCUGUUGCUUCUGUGCCUAUAAUGUACUCAUGGUCACCCCUUCAACAAAAUUUUAUGGUAGAGGAUGAAACUGUUUUACAUAACAUUCCAUAUAUGGGAGAUGAAGUGCUUGACCAGGAUGGUACCUUUAUUGAAGAGCUGAUAAAGAACUAUGAUGGGAAAGUGCAUGGAGAUAGAGAGUGUGGAUUUAUCAAUGAUGAAAUAUUUGUUGAGCUGGUCAAUGCACUUGGUCAAUAUAGUGAUGAUGAAGAUGAUGAUGGAGAUGACAAUCCUGAUGAAAGAGAUGACAAGCAAAAAGAUCGGGAAGGUAACAGGAUAGAGAAAGAAAGUCACCCACCUCGGAGGUUUCCAUCUGACAAGAUAUUUGAAGCCAUUUCCUCAAUGUUUCCAGAUAAGGGUACAGCGGAAGAAUUGAAAGAGAAAUACAAAGAACUCACUGAACAGCAACUUCCAGGAGCUCUUCCUCCUGAAUGCACACCUAACAUAGAUGGACCAAAUGCUAAGUCUGUUCAGAGGGAGCAAAGCCUGCAUUCUUUUCAUACACUUUUCUGUAGGCGCUGUUUUAAAUAUGAUUGCUUCUUACAUCCAUUCCAUGCAACUCCAAAUACUUACAAAAGAAAGAAUACAGAAACAGCAUUAGAUAAUAAGCCCUGUGGACCGCACUGUUAUCAGCAUCUGGAAGGUGCAAAGGAGUUUGCAGCUGCCCUGACUGCUGAGCGUAUAAAGACACCACCGAAGCGCCCAGGUGGUCGCCGAAGGGGAAGACUUCCAAACAACACCAGCAGACCUAGCACACCAACAAUAAAUGUGUUGGAAUCAAAAGACACAGACAGUGACAGAGAAGCUGGAACAGAAACUGGAGGAGAAAACAAUGAUAAAGAGGAAGAAGAAAAGAAAGAUGAAACAUCCAGUUCUUCUGAAGCAAAUUCUAGGUGUCAAACACCAAUAAAGAUGAAGCCAAAUAUUGAGCCUCCGGAGAAUGUGGAAUGGAGUGGUGCAGAAGCCUCAAUGUUUAGAGUUCUUAUUGGCACCUACUAUGACAACUUCUGUGCAAUCGCCAGACUAAUUGGGACCAAAACAUGCAGACAGGUGUAUGAGUUUAGAGUAAAAGAAUCUAGUAUUAUUGCUCCGGUCCCUGCUGAAGAUGUUGAUACUCCUCCCAGAAAGAAGAAAAGGAAACACAGGUUGUGGGCUGCUCAUUGCAGAAAGAUACAGCUGAAAAAGGAUGGUUCAUCAAAUCAUGUUUACAACUAUCAGCCAUGUGAUCAUCCACGUCAGCCUUGUGACAGCUCAUGCCCUUGUGUUAUUGCUCAAAACUUCUGUGAGAAGUUUUGUCAGUGCAGCUCAGAAUGCCAAAACAGGUUUCCUGGAUGUCGUUGUAAAGCACAAUGCAACACUAAGCAGUGUCCAUGUUACCUAGCUGUUCGUGAAUGUGAUCCUGAUCUCUGUUUAACUUGUGGAGCAGCUGACCACUGGGACAGCAAAAAUGUUUCUUGCAAGAACUGCAGCAUCCAGAGAGGAUCCAAAAAACACUUACUAUUGGCACCUUCAGAUGUGGCAGGCUGGGGAAUUUUCAUCAAAGAUCCUGUACAGAAGAAUGAAUUCAUCUCUGAAUACUGUGGUGAGAUUAUUUCUCAGGAUGAGGCAGACAGAAGAGGAAAAGUAUAUGACAAGUACAUGUGCAGCUUUCUGUUUAACUUGAAUAAUGAUUUUGUGGUUGAUGCAACACGCAAGGGAAACAAGAUUAGAUUUGCAAACCAUUCAGUAAAUCCCAACUGCUAUGCAAAAGUUAUGAUGGUUAAUGGUGAUCACAGAAUAGGAAUAUUUGCUAAAAGAGCCAUUCAGACUGGUGAAGAACUCUUUUUUGACUACAGAUAUAGCCAAGCUGAUGCCCUUAAGUAUGUGGGUAUAGAAAGAGAAAUGGAAAUCCCUUGACACCAGCUACCUCUUCUUAUAAACAUACAGCUGCCUUAUCUUCAGGAAAUUCUAGUACUGUGGGCAAUUAAGAAAGAAAAAGCUAUUUGAAAUUCUGUGUUUGCAAAGUACUGUAACAGUAAUUUAUAGUAACCAAUUUAAAAAAAAAAAACUUUUUAUUGCCUUCUCACCAGCUACAGUGUUUUGUACCUAUGACCUUUUGCAAUAAUGUGGUGUGGUGCAUUUUUUUCAAUCUUGAAUAAAUGAUACUUGAACUUCUUCA